AUGUUUUCAUGGGUAGUUGCAGUGUUUGGACGUCUCGAACGUUCAUCGUCUCCCAAGCUCUUACAGCGUCGUUUAAAUUCAGCUGCCCAAAAUUUCACUGUGGUAAAUGAUGGUGCUGAGCCCCCAUACACAGAAUCCAACUUAUUUUUGAUUUGCGUAGGCGUAUUGCCUUUCAAAAACAAAUAUUUAAUGACAGCUCGAUACUCUAUUUUGUCCAUUUUCAUAAAAACACAUCAACUCACUCAAACGACUGUUACAUAAAAACUGGGUGUCCAAAAUGGCUGAAACUUUGAUGGGUAAUUGGUAACAGAUGAAAAACAAAAUUCGCUUG
Nezara viridula (southern green stink bug) is the source of this 331-nucleotide messenger RNA. The record is from the annotation of a GenBank genome assembly. Lineage: Eukaryota; Metazoa; Arthropoda; Insecta; Hemiptera; Pentatomidae.